CAAAAACUUUACAUUUGGGCAUUAAUUGUGACUCGAAAAGGCGGAAUGAUUCGGGUUACCGGCACGGCGGCUCCGGCUAUGUCUGUGGUGUUUCCGACUUCAUGGAGACAACCGGUUAUGCUUCCUCUCCGGAGCGCAAAGACCUUCAAGCCUCACACAUUUCUUGAUCUUAAAGGAGGCAAAGAGUACAGUACAAAAAUGAGUGAGUUCCAUGAGGUUGAGCUUAAAGUUCGUGAUUAUGAAUUGGAUCAGUUUGGUGUUGUGAACAAUGCUGUUUACGCAAACUACUGCCAACACGGCAUGCACGAAUUUCUAGAGAGUAUUGGUAUCAACUGUGAUGAAGUUGCCCGUUCUGGUGAAGCCUUAGCAAUAUCAGAGUUGACAAUGAAUUUCCUUGCACCUUUACGUAGCGGAGACAAGUUUGUAGUGAAAGUGAACAUAUCUAGAACAUCUGCUGCGCGUAUUUACUUCGAUCAUUCCAUCUUGAAACUUCCAAAUCAAGAGGUUAUAUUGGAGGCGAAAGCAACAGUUGUAUGGCUUGACAACAAGCACCGUCCUGUUCGUAUCCCAUCUUCGAUACGCUCUAAAUUUGUUCACUUCCUACGCCAAAACGACACAGUUUGAUUCACCACAUCAGCCCAAUUAAGUUCCUUAAUUGGUCUAUGAUAAGCUCAUAUAUAUUAUAACUACAAGAAUAUGUAUAUUCGGAUAAUGCAACAUCGUAUUUCUCUCAUCGUAGAAGCCAGCAAACUUGCGCGUAAGCAACUACAUGGGAAAACAAAAGACAUAUAAGUUCCAUGCGCUC
Molecule: messenger RNA, 805 nt
Organism: Arabidopsis thaliana (thale cress)
Lineage: Eukaryota; Viridiplantae; Streptophyta; Magnoliopsida; Brassicales; Brassicaceae
Product: Thioesterase superfamily protein
Exons: 5
Coding region: 46-624 (192 amino acids)
Cellular component (GO): chloroplast
Molecular function (GO): fatty acyl-[ACP] hydrolase activity
Source: RefSeq, marked reviewed